Molecule: messenger RNA, 447 nt
Organism: Trichophyton verrucosum HKI 0517
Lineage: Eukaryota; Fungi; Ascomycota; Eurotiomycetes; Onygenales; Arthrodermataceae
Exons: 1
Coding region: 1-447 (148 amino acids)
Source: RefSeq, a predicted model, not a curated record
AUGACUUUUUUUUUUUUGGCGGCGCCAGAGCGAAACUUCUUCGACCACAACAACAUCGACAACGCCAAACCUCAAACCUCAACCUCAACCUCAAACCUCCAACGUCAACUUCACCCAUCGGCCACUCGAGCAGACGACCGGAGCCAGAGCCAGCGCCAGGCAGACAGCCAGCCAGCCAGCCAGCCAGCCCGAGCCGACCACAAGCUCAACGGUUCUCGCCGUGCGUACAGUACCAGGGGCCCUUCGUUCGCAAAAGCAAAUAAGCCCACACCGUCGCGCAAAAAAGCAAAGAAGAAGGGAAAAAAGAAGGAAGAAAAGCCCAGAGAAGACGCUUCUAUUUUGUCUUUUUCCUCGACUGGCAUCCAUCGCUCGAUCACCGUCGCCUCUCGAGCCCUGCUCCCGCUCCUCUCGCUCCUCGCUGUCCCUCUGCUGUGCCCUUUUGGAUGA